GCAUCGCAGUAAUGUGAUUGGAAACACUAAAUAUUCAAAUUUCAAAAUUCAAAAGUCGAGAGAGAGAGAGAAAUCGACUCGACGACCUCAAAACGAAACCAGAUGAAGGCUUUUUACAGGCAGAGGAAGAAGAAAGCCACGGCCAACUCCAAAACAAAGCCACCUUCCUCCUCAUCCUUCUCUCCCAAGACACCUCGAGCCGCCUCCCUCGGCUCCGAUGUCUCCCAGGCCCCUGCCUCUGUUAACCUUCAAGAUGAUUAUGAUAAGGAUGAAGAGGUGUUAAGGCAAUUCGACCUGGACAUUGCGUACGGACCAUGCUCAGGAAUGAGCAGGAUGGCUCGGUGGGAGCGUGCCUCCCGUCUUGGAUUGAAUCCACCUAAAGAAGUUGAGCAACUUCUCAACUCUCCCAAUGUUCGCCCUCAAUGCUUAUGGGACUCUCGCAUUUAGAAUCAACUUACUUUUUUCGUUUUGCUAUCUAAUGCUGGACGACUGAAUGUGAUCUAAACCAAACUUAACCCGUUGUUAUUUUUUUUCUCCCUUUUGGUUUGAGUUUGGAUGUCAAAUAUUAUGUAAGAACUAAGAACUACGAAAUGCUUCAGCCUCUGAGGCAGAGCCCGAUGCUUUAAAAGGAUGUUUCUAUUUGUGGUUUCACUUUUAUGAAUCUAGUUUUUGGAUAAUUAGUUGCCA
Humulus lupulus (European hop) is the source of this 687-nucleotide messenger RNA. RefSeq lists its product as uncharacterized. Gene Ontology annotation, molecular function: DNA-directed DNA polymerase activity. The record is from RefSeq and is a predicted model, not a curated record. NCBI's taxonomy places the organism in Eukaryota, Viridiplantae, Streptophyta, Magnoliopsida, Rosales, Cannabaceae. Gene Ontology annotation, biological process: DNA-templated DNA replication; DNA synthesis involved in DNA repair. Bases 103 to 447 code for a protein of 114 amino acids. The transcript has 2 exons. Gene Ontology annotation, cellular component: delta DNA polymerase complex.